AUGAAACCAGAGAGUGAAGACCGGAGGGGUGACAAGGAACGGGAGGUCAUCCUGCUGGGCAUCCUCAACAUAGAAAAUGUGUACGGAAAAGAUUGGAUUAAAAAAAAAAAAGAGGUGAAGAAGGACCUGCAAAGCAAGUCGGUCAAGUUAAACCAGGCAUUUAAAAACCCAGCAAUUUUUCACGAACGUUUUGAAUUCCUUUCUGCAGAGGAUUUCAGUUGUGUAAAAAAUAAUUACAUUUACAGCGCCAUCGUUAUUUUUAACCCCAACUUGGGUGGGAAUUCCUUGGGGGGGGAAGAGCCAGUGUCGGAGGAGGGGGAUAUCAGGGAGGACGCACCCCCCCUUGGGCAGGCAAAAGUGAAGAACACGUCGUCAUCCAUUGUGCACCCCCCGUCGGACGUGGCCAACAAACCCUUCAACGUGUCUCGAAAUAAUUUCUUUAACAUGACUGCCUACAUAUAUGGAUCGUCCAACCUGUUGGCGAACACGAGCUUGAUUCUACGCGAGUACGGGGACGAUGAGUGGGCCGAGCGCCUGCGGCGGACGAAGAAGGGGAAGGAGCAGGCACGCGGGGGGCCUCCCCCAGGUGCCCAGGACAGCGCAGCGCCGCGGGAGGGUGGUCUCAUCAAGACCUUCACAUCGUUGUUUAAGAAGUGA
Plasmodium cynomolgi strain B is the source of this 657-nucleotide messenger RNA. RefSeq lists its product as hypothetical. The transcript is spliced from 3 exons. The record is from RefSeq and is a predicted model, not a curated record. Lineage: Eukaryota; Apicomplexa; Aconoidasida; Haemosporida; Plasmodiidae. Bases 1 to 657 code for a protein of 218 amino acids.